Molecule: messenger RNA, 3381 nt
Organism: Symbiodinium sp. CCMP2456
Lineage: Eukaryota; Dinophyceae; Suessiales; Symbiodiniaceae
Source: the annotation of a GenBank genome assembly
AUGCCGAGUCCGGAAUGCGAUCCACCGGGUCCCGGUGACAGCUCCAACCUGGAAAAAUGGCUUGUGUCCUUAUUGGAUCACAAGUUCGCACAGCAAGAGACUGUGAUUCGUGGGUUGCUUGAGCGAAGGCCUCAAGGACAGAGCUAUCCGGAUAGAACACUAUCGUCUUUCUCUGCUGAGAGGAAUGCCAACAUGGGCACGGCUUCUCCCGGCAGUCGCAUGGAUGAUUCACAGAGCGAGACGGCCGGAGAGCCCAUGUAUCCCUUGAGAAGUGAUGCUACCAGCGAUGAUGUUGCUAGAACAUCUUCUAAAAACGUCGCUAGAAAGAACACAGCGACGCUCGGAGCGGCUGUGAUGUCAGAAAGAUGGGAUCCAGAUCCUCCCUGGAAGUCCUUCAUCAAGAAACGCCUUGAUGGAUACAUGGGGGUUGUCGUCAUUGUGAACAUGAUCUUCAUGGUCCUCAUGACUCAAUGGACAGGUUCAAAGGCUGAGGUUUACCUCAACUUGACGCAAGACCACUGGCCGUUCUUCUCGCAGGAGUUCUUCGAUAUUUCAGAGUAUUUUUUUUACGUCUUCUAUGUCGCCGAUGUUUUGGUUCGAGUCGUUGUUCUUCGGAGGGAGUGGUACUACGAUCCACAGGAAGGCAUCAUGUAUUUAAACAUCUUUGAUUUCGGCCUCGUGGCUCUCAGCACCAUUGAGCUGAUCGUGCUGCCAGCGGUCCUCACUGCUGGGGGCACGAACGAGUUCCAGGCGAGUGCUAUUCGUGUCUUGAAGCUGAUGCGGAUAUACAGGACUCUGCGUGUCGUGAAAACCAUGCAUGUGUUUCGGCAGUUGAAACUCCUGGUUAGAACGUGCGUUGCCAGCAUCGGGGCCUUAUUCUGGUCAUUGGUGCUCCUGCUUUUACUGAACAUAGCAUUCGCACUGAUGAUCUCGCAAGCGCUGCAGACAUUCAUCUUAGACGAUGCUGCAGAUCUGGAUGCACGUCUUCAAAUGCACGAGUUCUAUGGCAGUUUCACGAAAUCCUUUUACACCAUUUUCGAGGUGACGCACAGCGGGUCUUGGCCAUCGCGUGUCCGACCUGUCCUAGAUUCGGUGGAUGCCUGGUAUGCUGCUUUGUUUCUGCCAUAUAUAGCAUUGGUAGUUUUCGCAGUUAUCAGAGUCGUUACGGCUCUAUUCAUCAAAGAAACGCUGGCGAGCGCGGCAAACGAUGCAGAGCUGGUCAUCGAAGAAACACGACGGUUCGCGUUGGAAUAUCAGAAAAAGUUGGAAGAACUUUUCAAGUUUGUGGAUGAAGAUGGAAACGGUCAACUGUCUCCAGAAGAGUUUGUGGAAGCCAUGAGCUUACCGAGCGUCCAGCAGUACAUGAAGUUCCUGGAUGUCAGCGUUCGCGACGUGCGCCCGCUUUUCGACAUUCUGUCCGAGGGUGACGGCCUGAUCACCAUAACUGAGUUCUGCAAAGGUCUCAUGCAGCUCAAAGGACAGGCACGAGCUCUGGACAUCAUCAUCCUGCAGCACGAGAACUCAAAGCUCAUGAAGAGGUGUGAAGACAUCCACCGCAGUGUUCGCAAAGUGUUCCAGGUCAUGUCUUCGUCCGGUUGGGCAGGCUUCGCACAGCGGCUGAUACGUGAGCCGUCGUGGUUGCGCGAUGGCACGCUGCUGCACGUCCACAGCCUCGAGAUGGUUCGGCUCUUGGACGAGAGGCUUCAGUCAACUUUGGCGGCUCACUUCGCAGAGCAGGAAGACCUGAUCCGGCGGCUUCUCAGCGGCCGCGCCCAGCCGCAGUAUGACUGGGAAGAAGUGUCGAGGUCCAUCGCGGCCCGCGAAGCAAACAGGAAGGCUCAGAUCCCGCAGGAAUUGCAGCUGUCCCCGCGGCCGGAGCAGCUGAAGACCCACCGUUCGGCUGUGGAUAGGGAGGAGAUGUCCGAGUCCAUCUCCAACUGCGAGGCUACGAAGCCGCCGAGUUUGCCGGAGCCACCAGAAUUGCCCCAACGACCGGAACAGCAGCAGGUCAGAAGACGCGACACAGCCGUGACCAUGAAGUGGAUCCGGAGAGCUCCGUUGUCUGCUUUGUGGAUGGGCGAGACGUGGCGGGGUCGUUCGUUCAACCAACGUUUAAGAUCCUUCAUGAAAGGACCCUUUGAUGUCAUCAUAGGUGCCAUCGUCAUUUUAAACAUCUCAUUUAUGGUCUUACUCACCGAGUGGAGCGGCUUCUUGAUUGACCAGAACUUGGGACUGUCAGAGCCAGCCCCUAGCUGGUUUUCACCAGAAUUCUUCUCAGUUACAGAGUACGUCUUCUUCGUUGUCUUUCUUUUGGAUGUUGUGGCGAAGGUCUGCAUCCUGAAGCACGAGUGGUACUACUCUCGUCGCGAAGGUAUUAUGUACCUCAACAUCUUCGAUGCCAUGUUGGUGGGUGUGAAUUUCGCAGAGCUCAUUCUGCUCCCUUCAAUUUUGCAAGAUGGGGCUGGAGAGCUGCGAAUCAAUCAUGUCCGUGUCAUCAAAUUAUUGCGGAUGGGGCGGACCCUCCGAAUAGUUAAGACAUUGUCAAUCUUUCUACCGCUGCGUGUGCUGGUUGGAACAUGCGUCGCAAGCUUGGGGGCUUUCUUCUGGUCCCUUAUUCUUCUUCUCGUCUUGAAGGUUACCUUUGCCUUGAUCGUCAGCCAGGCAUUACAGUCUUGGAUUCUCGACGAAACCCAAGAUAUGUCAGCGCGCCUACAGAUCCAUGCAAUGUACGGCAGUUUUUUGAAAGCAACAUACACCAUGUUCGAGAUAACCUACAGUGGCGGAUGGCCCACACUUGUGCGCCCAGUUCUCGAUCUCGUCGACCCAAUGUAUGCAGCAGCAUUCCUCCCGUAUGUAACCCUGGUGGUGUUCGCUGUCCUGCGCAUCGUAACAGCACUCUUUCUGAAGGAGACGCUUGAAAGCGCAGCGCAAGAUGCCGAGAUAGUAAUCGAGGAGACGCGACGAACUGCCAUAAAAUAUCAAGAAAAGUUGGUCGAGUUGUUCAACUACUUCGAUGAGGAUGCGGACGGGCACCUGUCUCCAGAGGAGUUCAUCGAGGCCAUGAGUUUGCCCAGUGUGCAGCAGUACUUGAGGUUUCUGGACGUCGGUGUUCGGGAUGUGCGGCCUCUGUUUGACAUCUUGUCCGACGGCGAUGGCCUCAUCACAAUCUCUGAAUUCUGCAAAGGCUUGAUGCAGCUUAAAGGACAGGCACGAGCUCUGGAUAUGGUUCUCUUGCAACAUGAUAGCGCCAAACUGCUCAGCCGAUGCGAAGAGAUCCUGAGUGUAGUUUCGAAAGAUCACCAGACUGCGGGAGAGAGAGUCUCCAAAGAUCAGAAGGCAGCUGUCACACCUGACGGACCACUGGUGCUCGGCACAGUCUGA